Gasterosteus aculeatus aculeatus (three-spined stickleback) is the source of this 2034-nucleotide messenger RNA. Its product is annotated as transcription factor JunD. NCBI's taxonomy places the organism in Eukaryota, Metazoa, Chordata, Actinopteri, Perciformes, Gasterosteidae. Gene Ontology annotation, cellular component: transcription regulator complex. Gene Ontology annotation, biological process: regulation of cell cycle; regulation of transcription by RNA polymerase II; regulation of cell population proliferation. Gene Ontology annotation, molecular function: RNA polymerase II cis-regulatory region sequence-specific DNA binding; transcription factor binding; DNA-binding transcription factor activity, RNA polymerase II-specific. The record is from RefSeq and is a predicted model, not a curated record.
UUUGGGCCAAUCUGCGCGCUCUCGAGUGACAUAAUGGAAUUUUUGGAGGUAGAAAGCGAGCGAGGUCUGGCGCUGCGCAUAGCAGUCGUGCCAUCGGGAAAAGACAAUAUCGUCCGCUGCGCUGGAGCGACGCACCGGAGCCCCCCAGGCAACAAGCGCGACGGAUACGCGGGGACGAAGCGGAAGAGGACGCGGGAUCGCGUAUAGGAACGAGGCGAUCAGCUGAUUUCCUCAUGUUUAGAUGGGAUUGCGGAAAGAUCCGUACUGCGUAACGCUCGACGUCCCCUCGUGUGAGGGUGUAGAAUGGAAACAACCCUCUACCCAGGCACCGCGAACACUCCCAGGGUCUCCAGCGUUUACUGCCACAGCACCAUGAUGAAGAAGGACGUUAAUCUGAACCUGGACGACCACAACACCGAGCUCAAAUCCAACCCGCUGCGGGACGCGGACGGACUCCUCAACUCCCCGGAUUUGGGACUCUUGAAACUAACCUCCCCGGACCUGGAGCGCCUUAUCAUCCAGUCCAACAGUCUGGUCACCGCCGCCAACCCGGCCUCCCAGUUCCUCUACCCGAAGUCCGCCAGUGACGAGCAGGAGUUCGCGGAGGGCUUCGUCAAGGCGCUGGAGGAUCUUCACAAGCAGAAUCAGCUGAGCGAAGCGGGGUGCGUCUCCGUGGACAGACUGGAGCUCCUCGGGUCGGCCAGCGCAGUUCACUCCGGCGGGCUUCAGACAUCGGACCUCCCCGUCUACACCACAUUAAACGGCUAUGCGGCCAGUCCGAUCGGAGCCACCUCCAUCAACUACUCCACGGACACCAUCCCCUUCCCGCCGCCUCCAUCUCAUCUGGCCAGCGCGCACCAGCAGGCGGCCGCCGCGGCGGCGGCUCUGUCGCGGCUCCAAUCCGCCGGGUUGGUGAAGGACGAACCGCAGAUUGUACCAGACAUGCAGAGCUUCGGGGACAGUCCUCCUUUGUCUCCCAUCGACAUGGACAACCAGGAGCGCAUCAAGGCGGAGAGGAAAAAGCUGCGGAACAGGAUAGCUGCCUCCAAAUGCCGCAAGAGGAAGCUGGAGAGGAUCUCUCGGCUGGAGGACAAGGUCAAGAACCUGAAAACGCAAAACACCGAGCUGUCCUCCACGGCCAGCGUCCUCAGGGAGCAAGUGGCCCAGCUGAAGCAGAAGGUGAUGAACCAUGUCAGCAGCGGAUGUCAGCUUUUACCAAACCAGGUGCAGGCGUACUAGACCUCAGCACGCGGAGCGCGGCUCCAACCGUGCGCCGGGGAUACGGGCCCGCGUGAAGCGGACCGGUUGCCUUUUGUGACACCAAAUCUUUAUCGGAGAAUUGAUAUGAGGCGCAUUGUACAUGCGCCGUCCAGAACAAAGCCUGUAGCUGAUGAACAGUAGUAAUGUGCACCGCGGUGCAGAAGACAGACCUCGGUGAGAGUCUCCUGGAAUAACGUCGGGUGAACCAUCGCCGAGUUGUGGCCUCCAGCCUCUUGUGAUUCAUGAAAACCUGCCAUGUGUUACGCAGCAAACAGACUUUUGUUGUCCUAAUUUUUUUUGUUGAGGGGAAGCCAUGUAGCAAAACUGCUAGAAAGUGGACUGGUGAGGGAGAAGAACUUUUUUUUAAUUUUUUAAUGCGUAUAUAAGCUGGACAAUCUCAAGACGAGUGCAACCAAACACCAGGGUGUCACAAAGUGCUUUCACCCAACGUGUAAUGUAAUGCCUUACUUGUUUACAAGCACUUAGCAAUGACAAAUCUAUAUAUUUUAUUUACUGAAACAUUUCUUAUUUUACAUAUGGUCUUACUUCUCGUUUUGCUUUUUUUGCAAAAAUGAACACUGCAUGUCUUGUUGCUUUGGUGUACAGUAACUAUAUUGUAUUUGUUUUUCAUUGUGGUGGCUGCGGUGUAGUUCUUCAGUUACCAAACUUCCAUGAAUGUAUGUACGUGCUGAGAAAAGCGCUAUCUAUCCAUGUGUAAUGGACUCUCAAGUCUCUACCUGACAUUUAUUAAAUUCACUACAUUACUAAAGCUCA